This is a messenger RNA of Ambispora leptoticha, 912 nucleotides long. The record is from the annotation of a GenBank genome assembly. Lineage: Eukaryota; Fungi; Glomeromycota; Glomeromycetes; Archaeosporales; Ambisporaceae.
AUGGCUGAUAUAAGAAAUAUCAUGUUAUUUGACCGGACGGGUAACGGAAAAUCAACAUUAGCUAACGUGCUAACCAAAUCACUUAACUUUACGGAAAUUGCUGACAGUAUUAGUGAAACACGAGAAAUUCAAAUAAAAGAAUUUGAAGAAGAAAAGAACUCAAAUGGGGAAGAAGCUAUUAAAUACAGAGUAAUCGAUACCAUAGGAAUCGGUGAUACGCGUUUGACCGAGCAAGGAGUGCUUUAUAAACUAGCGGAAGCCUUCGUUUUCGACGCAGAUGUUUCCAAAUACACCACCAUUGUAAGGACCAAUUUUCCUGAAUUCGAAGAUGAGCUUAAAUGUCAGCAAGACCAACAACAAUUACGUGCCGAGAAUCCUGCCAUUUUUAAAAUACUUAGCGCUACCAGGAUUAUAUAUGUUGAUAACCCGCCGUUAAAAGAUCGUACCGCAUCUAUAAAUCAGGAAAUUCGUAAAGAUCCAAGAAAAAGACUUCUGGCUCCCUUGGCGACCUGUCAAGGAACUUAUAGACCCCAAAAUCUGGAUGCUAUGAAUGACCGAGUCGGUAAUUAUAUGACGGAAAACGAAAAAACACAAGAAGAGUUGAAGAAUUUGAAAAAAUUAACAGAACAACAGCCAAAAUUAUCUCAGGAAGAGAGAAAGAAAUUAAUAGAGCAAAUACGAUCUAUUGAGGAACAAGGUGAACAGUUAAAGCAUCAAAUUGCAAAUAAUACGAGAGGAUUCUUUUCAAAAAUUCUUGGAGUUCUUUACAGGCUAGCAGAAGCUAGUUAUCAUAUCAAAGAAGGCUUAAAUCAAAUCUUGUUUGUAGCCAACGGACGAUUCACCAAAGAAGAAAUAAAUACUUCAGGGUUAUUAAAAUCUGUUAAAGAGUUGCCGAAUACACCACCAUCGUAA